Columba livia (rock pigeon) is the source of this 3695-nucleotide messenger RNA. It is a transcript of the gene DHX34, whose product is annotated as DExH-box helicase 34. Gene Ontology annotation, cellular component: intracellular anatomical structure. Gene Ontology annotation, molecular function: RNA binding; helicase activity. The transcript has 18 exons. Gene Ontology annotation, biological process: nuclear-transcribed mRNA catabolic process, nonsense-mediated decay. The record is from RefSeq and is a predicted model, not a curated record. NCBI's taxonomy places the organism in Eukaryota, Metazoa, Chordata, Aves, Columbiformes, Columbidae. Bases 159 to 3455 code for a protein of 1098 amino acids.
CCCUCGUUGGCCCCGCCCAUUCGCUCUGGCGCCUCCUGGCGGCCGCGCGCGUUAGUUGUUCCGGGGCCCGCUCGGUCCGUUUGGGGCCUGAGCGGCGGGAACGCGCCGGGCGCUAAAACCGGGACUAAAACUGCUCCCGGCACCCGGAUCCCGCGGCGAUGGAGAACGACCCCUGUCCCCCAUCCCCCCCACAUUGGGACUGGGACUGUCCCGCCGCGCGGCGCCGCCUGGAAGAGCUUUAUUUCGGCGAGCAGCACCAUCCCGGCGCCGGCACCGAGGACGCCGACGACUUCUGGGUCUUUUUCGAACGGCUCCGGCGUUUCCAAAGCCGAAAAAUCCCCCGCGAACCACCCAAAGAACCCAACGCUAGCGUAUUGGAUUUACCGCCCCGCUACGACCCCCGCUACCGCAUCAACCUGGCGGUGCCGCGGUGCCGGCGCGGCGCCGCCGGCGUCCCCGAGGAGCCUCUCGCCGAAUUCCGCGCCGCUUUGUUGCAUUACCUGGAUUUCGCCCAAAAACGGAGCUUUGCCAAGUUGGCCAAGAUCCAAAAGGAGCGCGCGGCGCUGCCCAUCUGGCGCUACCGGGAGCGGAUCCUCGACGCCGUGGCGGUGAAUCCGGUGGUGGUGAUCGCCGGAGAUACGGGCUGCGGGAAAUCCACGCAGGUGCCGCAGUUCUUGCUGGCGGGUGGGUACGAGCGCGUGGUUUGUACCCAACCGCGGCGCGUGGCCUGCGUGGCGUUGGCCAAACGGGUGGCGCUGGAGAGCCUGCACCAGUAUGGCGACGAGGUGGGCUACCAGAUCCGCUUCGAGAGCAGCCGCUCGGCGGCCACGCGGCUGCUGUUCCUGACCGAGGGGCUGCUGCUGCGGCAGCUCCAGCGCGACCCGGCGCUCGCCGCAUACAACGUCCUCAUCGCCGACGAGGUCCACGAGCGGCACCUCCACGGCGACUUCUUGCUGGGCGUCCUGCGCCGCCUGCUCGGCGCUCGCCGCGACCUGCGCCUCAUCCUCAUGUCGGCCACUAUCAAUAUACAACUGUUUUCGAGCUAUUUCGGCGACGCGCCGGUGCUGCAGGUGCCGGGAAGGAUCUUCCCCAUUUCGGUUAUUUACCAACCGAUUGCCAAAGAGGAGGCGGCGGCGCCGGCACCGGGCCGAGCGGAGCGGCUGGACCCGCUGCCGUACCUGCGGGUGCUGCAGGCCAUCGACCAGCAGCACCCACCGGAGGAGCGCGGGGACCUGCUGGUGUUCCUGAGCGGGGUGGCCGAGAUCGGCGCCGUCCUGGAGGCGGCGCAAGCGUACGCGGCGCGGAGCCAGCGCUGGGUGGUGCUGCCCCUGCACAGCACCCUCUCGGUGGCCGAGCAGGAUAAGGUGUUCGACGUCCCCCCUCCCGGCGUCCGCAAGUGCAUCCUGUCCACCAACAUCGCCGAAACCUCGGUGACCAUCGACGGCGUGCGCUUCGUCCUGGAUUCCGGGAAGGUGAAGGAGAUGAGUUACGACCCCGAGGCCAAACUGCAGCGGCUGCAGGAGUUUUGGAUCAGCCGGGCGAGCGCCGAGCAGCGUAAAGGCCGCGCCGGCAGGACCGGGCCUGGGGUUUGUUACCGGCUUUACGCCGAGUCCGACUAUGAUGGGUUUGCUCCGUAUCCCGUGCCGGAGAUUCGACGGGUGGCGCUCGACGCUUUGGUGCUGCAGUUAAAGAGCAUGGGGCUGGGUGACCCCCGAACUUUCCCCUUUUUGGAGCCUCCCCCCGCGUCCAGCUUGGAAAUGGCCGUGCGGUACCUGCAGGACCAGGGAGCCCUGGACAACAACGAGGACCUGACGCCCAUCGGGACCCUCCUGGCCCAGCUCCCGGUGGACGUGGUGGUGGGCAAGAUGCUGGUGCUGGGGGUGCUGCUGGGGCUGCCGGAGCCGGCGCUGACGGUGGCGGCGGCGCUGAGCGUCCCGUCGCCGCUGGUGCGCGCGGCGCAGCCCGACCCCGACCGCGCCGCGGCCCGGCGCCCGCUCGAGAGCCCCCACGGGGACCCCCUGACGCUGCUCAACCUCUUCAACGAGUGGCUGCAGGUGAAGCGGCAGCGCGGCGCCUCCCGGCGCUGGUGCCGGCGCCGCGGGCUGGAGGAGCACCGGCUCUACGACGCCGCCGACCUGCGCCGCCAGUUCCAGGAGCUCCUCCGCGACCACCAUCUCCUUCCCGACCCCCCCGGCUCCGAUAGCAACCGGCACAGCCGGCACCGCGAGCGCCGGGAGCUGCGGCAGCUCUGGCGCCGUCACGCCGACACCCGCAAGCGCAAGAUGCUGCGGCUACAAGAUGGCGCCGCCGCCUCCGGCUCCGACGACGACGCCGACACCGGCGCCAAAGGCGAGCGCGCCGUCGACAUCCAGGACGUCAAGUUCAAGCUCCGGCACGACGUGGAGGAGCUUUGCGCCGCGGCCGGUUCGGCGCUCACCGCGGCGCAGCUCGUCCUGCUCAAACUCGUGCUUUGCCGCGGGCUUUACCCUCAGUUUGCCGUUGCCGACCAGCUCAACGCCAGCCGCAAAGAUUCCGAGCAGCUUUUUCACACCAAAACCAAGCAAGGCGUCGUCCUUCAUCCCACCAGCGUCUUCACCGCCAGCCCCGAGCUGCUCCACGCCAAUGAAGGAGCGAAGCGCGGCGGCACCAAAGACCCCGCGGAUGGGUUGAGCUGCCAACACCAGCUCCUCGCCUUCGUCUCGCUGCUGGAGACCAACAAACCGUAUCUGGUGAACUGUGUCCGCGUCCCGGCGCUGCAGGCCCUCCUGCUCUUCUCCCGCUCUCUGGACACCAACACCGACUGCUCGCGCCUGGUUGCCGACGGCUGGUUGGAAAUGGCCGUCCUGGACGCCGACGCCGCCCUGCGCCUCCUCGCCGCCGCCAUGCGCCUCCGCUCCUCCUGGGACCAACUCCUGCGGCAGCUCCUGGCGGCGCCGCGCGGCGAGGAAACCGAACAGCGGCCGAACCCCCACGACGUGUCCGCGCUCACCCGGGGGCUGCUGGAGUUUAUACACACGGAGGUGCCGUUUCGCCUGCGCCCGCUCACCGGGUUGGAGAAACAAAACCUCUACGUGGGGCCGCAGACGGUGGCGGCCGCGCCGCGGCUCCCGGGGCUGUUUGAGGGCGUCGAGAUUGCGCCCGACGAGGUGAAAGGCGGCUACAGGGUGACAGAUUUUCUCACCUACAACUGCUUGGCUACGGACACAGAUCUGUACAGCGACUGCUUGCGGAGCUUCUGGACAUGUCCCCACUGUCACCUCCACGCGCCUGUCACCCCCAUGGAGCGCGUGUGCCACGAGAACGCCUGUCAGCCGCAACAGGAACCCGAGGAAGAAACCCCUGACAUGUCCUCCCAGAGCUCCUCCCUCCACCGACUGUUCCACUGCGACGUGUGCCAGCGCGACUUUUCCUUCACCCCCACGGAGAUUCUCCGGCACAAGAAGCAGCACCGGUGAACCCCAGGGACCCCAAAACAGGGACAAACCCCCUUAAAACUCCACCCCUUUUAUUUCAGGAUCACGGGAUGUUUCACCAUAUCCGAGCGGCGCUCGGCUCAAAAACCCCACAAUUUGCCAAAAUACUCCAUGAAAAUGGGAAAGUGGGUCAGGCCGCUCAGUGCUGCGUUUGCCAAAAACCCCAAUUUUUGCAGAAAUGGUAAAAAAACAAUAAAAUUCUGAUUAUUUCUGGGGGUUUUA